AUGGCUCUUAGUCUAACUGUUGACGAUGUUUCUUCCAUUUCAAAGGAAAAGGAUGUGUGGGGAGUUAUUGUGAAGGUGGUGCGGAAGUGGAUGACUCCAAGUUUCGAUCGUUCAAAACUUCCUAAUUCGAUGGAGUUGGUUUUAAUGGAUGCAAAGGGUGAUAGGAUCCAUGGCACAGUGCAAAGGACUCAUGUUUAUAAGUUUAAUCAUUUGUUAGUUGAUGGUCGAGUAUACAUGUUGUCACAUUUCAGUGUUGGCGAUAGCGCUCUGGAUUUUCGUACAACGACACAUGCUCACAGGAUAAUCUUUGGUUUUGAUUCGGUUGUUCAAACCCUAACCGACGAUCCCAUCACUAAGAGUCCUUAUUCAUUUGUUUCGGUUUCUGAUCUCAUGUUCAAUCAUCCAGAUCAGACACUGUUAGUCGAUGUGAUAGGGAUCCUUACCGGCCAUAGCGGCGAGCAGGAAUUUGAAAAAAAUCAUCAAGUGAGAAAGAGGAUUACCAUAGAGAUUGAACAAGAAGGAGUGAAAGUUGAGUGUGCAUUUUUUGGAAGCUACGUCCAAGAGCUACUCUCUGCUUUAUCUUCACGCGAUCUGAGCGGCGUUGUGGUUUUAAUCCAGUUUGCAAAAAUCGAGCCUUUUAAAGGUCAACAAAGCCUGCAAAAUGCAUAUGUUACAACACGGAUCCUCUUUAAUCCUGAGAUUCCUGAAGCUACUGCUGUGAGGGACAAGUUUUUCGAGAUGAAUGAACCUAGAUCUCAGAUGCUUACUCAGCUGUCCGACUCUUCAAAACCUUCACUCGGUGAAGAGUUCCGUUUGCAAGUCAAAGUAAAGCAGGGUAAUGACAUUGCUACAUUGGUCAUAUUUGACAAAGAAGCGAGUGUUCUUCUUGAAACUACUUGUGCUGACUUGGUUGAUUCGUCAACAAAGAAUCCUGCUGGCUCUGGCUCAACAACUCCUGUUGAAUUACUUAAGUUGUUGGAAAAGAACUUUCUCUUUAGGAUUGAAGUUAACAACACUUCAAGCUACAGGUGUGAGUCAUCAUAUCGUGUCAACAAAACUUGUGGAGAUCCCGGCUCCAGGUUUGAGCCAUCAUAUCGUGUCAAGAAAAUAUGUGCAGAUCCCGACUUAAUUGCUCAUUUCAAGGAAACUCUCCCUCCUCCUAAUGACGACACUCCUCCAUUACUAUUGCUAGAAACACCUACAUCUGAUGAGAGUGUUGAAAACGCAAGUCCCAGUUUGGCCAAGGAUCUUAAUGAAGAGUUUGUUGCUGCUGCGAGUGGCGAUGUUGUUGAUCCUAACAUAGAAAAAGAAGAAGUUCCCCAAUGCAAGUAG
This is a messenger RNA of Lotus japonicus, 1332 nucleotides long. RefSeq lists its product as uncharacterized. The record is from RefSeq and is a predicted model, not a curated record. The transcript is spliced from 10 exons. NCBI's taxonomy places the organism in Eukaryota, Viridiplantae, Streptophyta, Magnoliopsida, Fabales, Fabaceae. Bases 1 to 1332 code for a protein of 443 amino acids.